AAACCCAAUUAUCUUAUCUCAUCUUAUCCAAUCAAUCAAAAACACCCCCAUCAACUGAUCAUAUAUUGUCUAACUGUACAACUCCAUUAUAUAACCAACCAAGCCAAGUGAAGGGGUGAUUCAGAUAGGCAACUGAGUUAUAACACACGAAACUCGUCUAGAAGCUUUAACGAUGUCAAGAAUGUCAGAGAAGGAUCUUAACACCUUGAGGAGGAGAGUGGCAUCAGUUGCAAACCAUCUUUUGCCUGCUUCUUCUUCUUCUUCUUCUUCUUCUUCUUCAGCUCAACAUGUUGUUUCUUCAAUUGGGUGUAGCUCUUCCAUUAAUGAUAAUAAUUACCAUAGAGUUCAUGGUCAAGUCCCAACCCACGAGCCCCUUUGGAGGCUCAUUCCUUCUGAUGAGAAUGGAAAGGAUUUUACUGAUAUCAUUUAUCAGAAAGCUGUUGCUGAACCCAUUGCUAAGAUAACCAUCAAUAGACCGGAUAGAAGAAAUGCUUUUCGACCACACACCAUUAAGGAGCUUAUUCGUGCAUUUAACGAUGCCAGGGAUGACGGUUCAGUGGGAGUCAUCAUCCUCACAGGAAAGGGUACAAAGGCUUUUUGUAGUGGUGGUGAUCAGGCAUUGAGAAGUAAGGAUGGUUAUGCUGAUUUUGAAAGUUUUGGUCGCCUCAAUGUUUUAGAUUUACAGGUGCAAAUUCGCCGUCUUCCAAAACCAGUAAUCGCAAUGGUUGCAGGUUAUGCUGUUGGAGGCGGACAUAUCUUGCAUAUGGUUUGCGAUCUAACAAUUGCAGCAGAAAAUGCUAUAUUUGGUCAGACAGGCCCAAAGGUAGGAAGUUUUGAUGCUGGUUAUGGAAGUUCAAUUAUGUCUCGUUUGGUUGGGCCGAAAAAAGCUCGUGAAAUGUGGUUUUUGACAAGGUUCUACACUGCCUCUGAAGCAGAGAAAAUGGGACUUGUGAAUACUGUUGUUCCAUUAGACAAGUUGGAACCAGAAACAAUAAAAUGGUGUAGAGAGAUCUUAAGAAAUAGUCCUACAGCAAUACGGGUGCUAAAAUCAGCUCUCAAUGCAGUUGAUGAUGGACAUGCUGGACUUCAGGGCCUUGGGGGAGAUGCCACUCUUCUAUUUUAUGGAACUGAAGAAGGCAGCGAAGGCAAAAAUGCAUAUAAUGAACGCAGACGACCAGAUUUCUCAAAGUUUCCCCGGCUGCCUUGAGUUCCAUUGUUGUUCUUGUAAUCUGUUAGUGCAUUCCUUAUGAUGGUGUACUAAUUACGCCAUAGUAAUAAAAUUUUCUUUUUAUUUGUUUAUUCGUAUGGAAAUUAUUUGGAAUAAAACAGUCGAAAUGGAGUGACAUUGUUAUUGAGAAUUCAUGUAACCAAUCUCAACUUACUCGGGAUUGAGGCGUAGUUUGUCAUAUAGGAAUGCUGAUUCGAUUGGAGAACCCCGCAGUUUGUGACUGGCAAACGAA
Molecule: messenger RNA, 1460 nt
Organism: Nicotiana tabacum (common tobacco)
Lineage: Eukaryota; Viridiplantae; Streptophyta; Magnoliopsida; Solanales; Solanaceae
Product: 1,4-dihydroxy-2-naphthoyl-CoA synthase, peroxisomal
Biological process (GO): menaquinone biosynthetic process
Cellular component (GO): cytosol
Molecular function (GO): 1,4-dihydroxy-2-naphthoyl-CoA synthase activity
Source: RefSeq, a predicted model, not a curated record